Molecule: messenger RNA, 5628 nt
Organism: Misgurnus anguillicaudatus (oriental weatherfish)
Lineage: Eukaryota; Metazoa; Chordata; Actinopteri; Cypriniformes; Cobitidae
Source: RefSeq, a predicted model, not a curated record
GACAGUUCAUCGCGUUUACAUUACGAGUCCGCGUCUAUAUUUUAUUAAACUUGAAACGGAAUUAAAAACAUAAAAGGACAAGAUCGUUGUCUUUAAAUACAACACGAGUGUUUACAAAAUAUCUUAAUAUGUGCAGGUCGGUUUUUAUAUACAGGUUUACAUGUUUUUAAAUCGGUAUGAUCUCAUUUUAAUACGACAUAUGUGGAUUAAACUUUCUAUGGAUUAAUCUCAAGUCUCGUUUUGGAUUCAUUUACAAUCAUGGAUGGCUCAAAAGCCGAAGAGACCGCAUCAUCUUUUAACAAAACCAAAGACAUAAACAGGACCUAUGUGAUCACAUCGCUCACCAAAUGUGGCGAAAAUGCCCCCAAAUCAAUUUCACAUAGUGGGAGGCUCACUCUUCAACGAAAACCGAGCAGCAAAAUCACUUCAAACCAUCAGAAAGAAACUACACAGGAGAACCAAACCCCAGAGAAACGCCUGACACUCCAGAGAAGAACCAGGACUGGAUCCAUGACCAGAACCAAAGUCCUAUCUGAACCCAAUACAACACCAUCCACAGGGGUUAGAAGUUCAUCAAAAGAGAUCCAUAAAGCCAUCAACACACCUGGAAAAACAUUAAAAACUAGUUUGGAGAAGGCUGGUCCCACCCCAGUUGGAGUUAAAACAGUCUCAACACCUACACGAAGGACCCAGUUUGAGAAGUUGAGUAUAAAGCGAGAUGUUUUCGAGAAUUUGGCUGGUAAGGAAACACCUAGACCCGUAUCUCUAAAGCACACAGGUGUGGGAAGCCAUAAGGUACCACAGGUGAGCACAGAACCUGGGAGAUCAAGAUGUGGCACAACCAUUGGAAAGAUUCAGAUUGGUGGAUUAAAUAAGCACAUGACACCCACAUCACAGGUGAGGAGACCUACAACCCUAAUGAGCUCCACACCUCAUGGAGGAACGAGUGUUUUUAGACCCACUGGAGGAGAACCCAAUGCUCCUGUUGAAGUUGUGAGAAGAACCUCAAGUGAUCCACAAGAGCUGAAGAUGGAGAACAGCGCAGUCACCGUUGCUGUACGAGUAAGACCUUUUAGUACAAGAGAGAAGAAUGAGAAAGCCUGUCAGGUGAUCUUCGUGGACAACCAAGAUGUUCGAGUGCAGCAUCCGGACACCAAACAAAACCACAAGUUUACGUUUGACUUCUCGUUUUGCUCUGUCGAUGAAUCAGACACAAAUUUUGCCAGUCAAAAGAUGGUUUAUGAAAAAUUGGCACGGCCCUUGCUUGAAAGAGCAUUUGAAGGAUUUAACACGUGUCUUUUUGCCUACGGGCAAACGGGUUCUGGAAAGUCCUACACUAUGAUGGGUUUUGGGGAAGCUGGAGUUAUUCCCAGGUUUUGCGAAGAACUUUUCGCGAGAUUGUCCAAGACCGACACCAAAGAGGUCUCCUGCCACCUGGAGAUGAGCUACUUUGAGGUGUACAAUGAGAAGAUCCAUGAUUUGCUGGUGCCAAAGGAUGAACAAAAUCAGAAGAAAAUGCCUCUUCGUGUCAGAGAGCAUCCAGUUUAUGGGCCUUAUGUUGCAGACCUUUCCACGAAUGUGGUCACCUCCUAUGCUGAUAUUCAGACUUGGCUUGAGCUUGGAAACAAACAGAGAGCCACAGCUGCCACCGGCAUGAAUGAUAAAAGCUCCAGAUCUCACUCGGUUUUCACACUGGUCAUGACGCAGACUAAAACUGAGUUUGUGGAGGAGGAGGAACAUGAGCACUGCAUCACCAGCAGGAUAAACCUGGUGGAUUUAGCAGGAAGUGAGCGCUGUACUUCCGCCCAGACCAGCGGGGACCGGCUCAGGGAGGGAGCAAGUAUCAACAAAUCUCUGCUCACAUUGGGAAAGGUGAUCUCCUCACUUUCAGAACAGUCUCAGAGCAGAAAGAAAGUCUUCACUCCAUACAGAGAGUCAGUGCUCACGUGGUUAUUAAAAGAAAGUUUGGGUGGGAACUCCAAGACUGCCAUGAUUGCCACACUGAGUCCUGCGGCCAGUAACAUGGACGAGAGUUUGAGCACGUUGCGCUACGCACAGCAGGCCCGUAUGAUCAUUAACAUAGCCAAAGUCAACGAAGACACCAACGCCAAGCUGAUCCGAGAGCUGAAAGCCGAGGUUGAUAAACUUCGUGCGGCUCAGAUGAGCUCUCAGGGUGUCGAGCCAGAGAAAAUGAGACUUUUUCAGCAAGAGAUCACAGCUCUGAAGACUAAACUCUCUCAACAGGAGCGAGAAAUGGCUGAGGCUCACAGAACUUGGAAGGAAAAAUUGGAGGAGGCUGAAAAAAGAAAACGUGAAGAAACCAAAGAGUUGCAGCGGGCUGGCGUCACCUUUAAGGUGGAUAACCGCCUACCUAACCUUGUGAACCUGAAUGAGGAUCCGCAGCUGUCAGAGAUGUUGUUGUACAUGAUUAAAGAGGGCGAGACCAAGGUCGGCAAACUCAAGUCUGAGUUGAACCACGACAUACAGCUGUCUGGGGCUCUUAUCGCCGAUGAGCACUGUGUCAUCUCCAAUGUGAACGGUACCGUCAGCAUUAAGCCGAUGCCGAAUGCCAAGACCUACUUGAAUGGAAAUAUUGUGUCCGAGUGCACCGUGCUUCACCACGGGGAUCGCGUGAUUCUCGGAGGUGAUCACUACUUUCGUUUCAACCACCCAGCUGAAGUUCAAAGUGGCAAACGGGCGUCCUGUUGGAAUGCUGGAGAUGGUCAGAGGGACUUUGAAUUCGCCAAAAAUGAACUGCUGUCUGCCCAGAGGGCUCAACUCGAGGCAGAAAUUGAAGCGGCACGAUUGAAGGCCAAAGAGGAGAUGAUGCAGGGGAUCCAGGUGGCUAAAGAGAUGGCCCAACAGGAGCUGAGCGAGCAGAAGAUCCAGUAUGAGAAUCGGAUUAAAGCUCUGGAGAGAGAGCUGCAGGAGGAGAGUGUGAAGAAAAGAGAGCAAGAGCAGGAUAAACAGCGAGCCGUCAGUCAGAUCGAACAGCUUCAGACUGCUAAGAAUAUGCUAGAACAGGAAGUAAACGGCCAUAAGAAUCGCCUGCGGAUGGAGGCCCAGGCUACCAGACAGGCCAUGGCCGAUCAUGAUAUCCGGCAUGCUAAAAUUGUGGAGGCCCUUGAGGCAGAGAAGAGGAAGAUAGCUGAAGAUCUUGCUCAGAUCGAGAAGAAACGUGCUUUAAAAGUGAACCAAACGCCUAAAUCAGCUUUUCCUCAGUGGGACGCUAUGAAGCUGUCUUUGAUGAUUGAAGAAGCAAACAAAAUCAGCGGCAAGCUCAGGAAGCACACAGUUUUCAGCAGACACGAGGCAAAUGAUAAAGAAAAUGGUGGAGGUGGAGACGCCCUACUGCAGGUUCAAGUCCAGAACACUAAACUGGGGAUUUCCACUUUCUGGAGUCUGGAGAAGUUUCAGAGUAAUUUGGCCGGCAUGAGGGAACUUGAGCAGGGUGAGAGCAGCUCUAAAGAUGAUGACGUGUUUUACAACCCUAAUGAUGAGUGGGAACCGGACUUAUCUGCCUCUUCUUCAUCCUCCUCCUUCUCUCGUAGAAGGAGUAGAAGUUUAUUAAAGGGCAGGAGGAUUUCGGGCCGUCUCUAUGAGAUUCGAGUGCACCCCAUUCAAAGCUUACUUUGUGCUCCCUCACAGUCUACUGGAUUGAUGGGUAUGAGCAAGCCCCCCUCCUUCCAUUCCAGCACCUCUGACUCCGCCCUCCCGGCCAUCUGCAAGGAUCUGAUUGGCGUGUCCAUCGCCCGCCUGCGCUCCUGCCAAUCAACCGAGGAGGACGAAAGCUUGGCCGACAAACUGACCUUAGACCUGCUUGCCAUACACAUCGCCGUGAGAUCCAUCGCGGACCUCUACGAGCACCUCAAUGAUGACUGUCAGGAGAACUUGUUUGCCUGCAGUACCGAAGCCCAGACUCAUCUAGUGAAGGCCACCUCAGCCGUCGAAAGGGCCGUGUUUGUUACUAUGCACUGGGUCUCCAGCACGAAGCCAAGCUCAAAUGCAGCCUCUCAGGCAGCCGAAGAGCUCAAAAUGGAGGUCAAAAAAAUCGGAGGCUAUCUUCAAUUACUCAUUCAGGGCUGUGACUCUGAGAUCUCCUCAAUGGUAACAGAGGCCCAGAGGAAGGUUUCCAAGUGUCUGAACACGUCUCUCAGCACCAUCGGCUUGUUUGCGACAGUGAGCGGGACUGAUCUUCAUUUGACCGAACUUGGUUCAGAGAUGAUAGGCAGUAGGUCGAUUGUGGGUUCUUUGCAGGAUGGGAUGCGUCGUGGUGUGUCUGCACUUCUCGACACUGGUCUGUCCAUCACCAAACUGAUGCUUCGAGAUGCUCAGAUUGCUCAGCCUAGAACACAGAUUUUACAAAGUUUGAAAACCAGAAUGGUGGAGGUCGCCCUCGCUCUACAACGCUACAUCAACUGCAGUUUAUCGGAGAGCUCAGACUCCAUUGAAAAUAGUACAGGGCACAAUGAAGACACAGACAUGUACGGACUUCAAAACACUGCGUCUAAACUCCUUAAGCUAAACCAGGCCCUCACGGAUCUGCACUCCUCACUGUCUGGCUCCCUGAAGGGGAGAGGUAGCGACGCUGGCCUCAGUUCUUUUAGGCAAGCGGUCCAGUCUUCGUCCAAGACUAUUGAUGAUCUCAUCAAUGGUCUCCCGCGCCAAAUAAGAGGCGGACGUGUCGACAUUCUUCAACUUCCAUGCGUGAAGAGCACCGUUGCCGCCCGCGAUGACGUGCACUCAUCGCUCUGCGCUUUAAUGGGGGCGUGGGAUAAAAGCACGGAUGACAUGCGUUUGGUGGAUGCGGAUGAUUGUUUAACUAAAUCUGAGCUGCAAGAUGCUGGUUAUGGCAACAAAAAUCGAACUGUGCCUAAAGUUGUGUAUUCUCUAUCCUCAGGCAUUAGCACGUGUUCCAGAGAUGGCCGCUGGGUGUGAUUUGGGCCCUUACUAAUUGAAUGGGUACUAAUGAUGUAAAUAACCUAAUUGGGUGUAAUGUUUAAAAGCUAAAAUAAGCUCUUAUAUUCAGAAUGGAGCAUAUAAGAGCAAAUGUAUGUAUGAAUUUUGUAUGUAAUGUGCUGUCUGAAAAAUGUACAACAUGUAGAUUUAAUUUGAGUUGGUCAUGAGGUUUCAUUGAAGGGAUUAUUUGUAUAAUGUAUGAGGAUGGUGUCUGUAUACUUUGCAAACGACCAAGCACAAUUCUUUUGAUGGUUGAUAGUGAAAAUCUACAUUUAUGUCCAGAUUGGUUAAAAAUCACUCAGAAAACACUUUACUGUAGACUAUAUAUUUGCACUUGAAACUUUGCACAGGCUUGGUGGUAUUAAGUAGGCUUGGAAAUGUGUUUCUUGGCAGCUGUAGCCACAUUUUUUCUAAAUCAUGUAACUGUUUGAUGAUAAUUUAUACUUCAGUAAUAAACGCCGCUGGGACUCAGUCUUGUGUCCUUUUAAAUGACUCGAAACUCUUUCCAGGAGUUGUGCCUAAGGUUAUAAAAAUUAUGUCAUUUCAAUACUUAGCUAAUGGAAAGUAAUUGUUUCACUGCAUUCAUUUUUUUGCACAUCAAUUGAUGGAAAAUUGCUUACAAAAUAUGCAUCAUGUAUUUCUAUAAAGAUGUAUAAAUGUUUAACAUAC